AUCCAGCCUUGGUGACACCAAAUCCAGCCCUGGUGGCAUCAAGUCUGGCUCUGGUGACACCAACCUUGGCCCUGAUGUCACCAAAUCUGACCCUGGUGCCACCAAAUCUGCCCCAGGUGCCACCAACUCUACCCCUGAUGUCACCAAAUCUGCCCCUGGUGCCACCAACCUUGACCCUGGUGCCACCAACUCUACCCAUGAUGUCACCAACCUUGGCCCUGAUGUCACCAACCUUGCCCCUGAUGCCACCAAAUCUGCCCCAGGUGUCACCAAAUCUGCCCCUGAUGCCACCAACCUUGACACAGAUGCCACCAACUCUGCCCCAGGUGUCACCAAAUCUGCCCCUGGUGUCACCAACCUUGACCCUGGUGCCACCAACUCUACCCAUGAUGUCACCAACCUUGCCCCUGAUGCCACCAACUCUGCCCCAGGUGUCACCAAAUCUGCCCCUGAUGCCACCAACCUUGUCCCAGGUGCCACCAACCUUGUUUUUCCCUCCCCCGUGGCCACCCCCCCGAUGUCCCCUCCCCCAGGUGAGGACCUGCUGGCCUUGGUGGCCUCUGUCCUUCGUCGCUGUGUCCCCGGGGUCCUCCGUGUCCGACCCGUCCCCACCGCCCGUCGACCCGUCGUCAAGUUCUGCCACAAGCAAUCCGGGCUGGCUGGGGACAUCUCUGUGGACAACAGGUUGGGCUUCCUCAACACCCAGUUCCUCCAUCUCUGCUCCUGCUCCGACCCCCGUGUCCGACCCCUGGUUUAUUCCCUCAGGUUCUGGGCCAAGGGACAAGGCCUGGCAGGACACCCGACGGGGGGUGGUCCCGUUCUCACCAACUACGCCCUGACCCUCUUGGGGAUCUUCUUCCUCCAGACCCGAAGUCCCCCAGUGCUCCCCAGUGUCACCCAGUUGAGGGAACUGGCAGCUUCGCUCUUGGCCGAAUUCUUCUGCUUCUUCUCCGAUUUCGACUUCUCGGGCCGCGUCGUUUCCCUCCGGGAGGGUCGAGCUCUCCCUUUGGAUCAUCCCACCCUUCCCAGUUUGGGAGAAGGUUUCAAACUGGGACCUUUCAACCUCCAAGACCCUUUUGAGCUCAACCACAACGUGGCUGCCAACGUGACGGCCAAGACGGCG
Molecule: messenger RNA, 1123 nt
Organism: Chaetura pelagica (chimney swift)
Lineage: Eukaryota; Metazoa; Chordata; Aves; Apodiformes; Apodidae
Gene: TUT1
Product: terminal uridylyl transferase 1, U6 snRNA-specific
Exons: 4
Cellular component (GO): mitochondrion
Molecular function (GO): poly(A) RNA polymerase activity
Source: RefSeq, a predicted model, not a curated record